AUGUCGAAGGAAAAACUUAAAUUCAAAAUAUCGGGGAAAAAUGUUGUUUACGAAGGUAAGCCUGAGACUCGCGUCAAGGAUCUAAUGGAUAUUCUGGCGAAGAUGGGAGUCAGUGAGGAAAUCGUAAUACCAACUUUCCGUGAGAAUAUUAAGGAUGAAGGAAAGUACACCAACGAGCAGAUCAAGGACCUUUUCAAAAACGCUGUUCAGUUGCGUCUAAAAAAAAAAGGGAAACCUGCAGAUAAAGUUGGUCUGAGCAAAAGCAGCCCUGCCACAGAUGAGAGUGAGAAGCCUCAGAAGAUCACAUUCAACUAUAAAGGAAAGGCCUUUUCCUACGAGGGCUUGCCUAGUGGCAAGCAAAACGCCCUCAUCCAGCUUCUCGCGAAGCAAGAGGACAUCACACCAGACGCCGCGGUCGAGGCGUUUCGCCAAAAUAUAAAAGAUGAUGGGGAUUACACCGACGAGCAGAUUUGGGGUAUGGUAACGGAGCGCAUCCAAUCUCGUCAGACGCAGAACGGCAUUGUCAAGGAAUCUGAGUUGCCACUUCCUACCUCUGACGAAAAUGUUUCCAGCGGAUACGGUGCAAUCGAUGAAUUGGUUGGUAUGUCAUCAAAGGAAAAGGAGGAUCUUAACAACUUCAUCAAACAGGUACUUCAGGAACCACCGAGCGACGUUGCGGCUCUUAUUUCCAAUAAUCCGCAUCUCGGGGGUGAGAACGCCGACGGUGACCAUCAUGUAACAUCACGAAUAGCAGGGAAAAUUCCAGUGUACUGCCAGGAAAAUGAUACUUCUACAAAGAAACUUGUCCAUAUUACUCCUGAUAUUACCUUUUCUGAAUUUAACGGUAUUAUCGAAAAAAAAUUUGGCUAUAAAGUGUCUCUUUCGUUUAUGGAAGGCGAAGAUAUGAUCAUUCUUGACGAUGACGACGUGUUGUCCAUGUUUUUGGAAAUGCAGGCUGACGGAAAGAAGCUUAACCUCAUCGUUUCCAAGUACAUUCAGCGCGUGGGCAGCGAAAUACACUGCAAACAAAUGCCACUAUCGUCGACCACGACGUUCUCAUUAAACACAGAGCCGGAGUUCUCUAACGGUGAACUCUGCAUCCAAAAUGUCAGCACAUUCACAGGGCACACUCUCGCAGUGUACUGCUGCAGCUUUUCUUCAGACGGCGAGAGGUUUGUGACGUGCAGCCGAGACCGCUCUGUUAGGGUGUGGAACACAAUAGAUGGGAAAAAUGCCGUGAUGAAAGGCGGCCACAACGGCUACGUCCUUUCGUGCAAUUUUUCUCCAAAGGGCAACCUUGUGGUCUCCUCUGCAGACGAUCGCACCAUCAAGCUGUGGAGUACGAAAACAAAUUCUAAGACGAGCACCCUAAAAGGACAUGAGGACAAAGUGUACUGCGUCCAGUUCAACCCCACAGGUGAAUACGUGGUUUCUGGCAGUUGUGAUAACACCGUUCGUGUUUGGCGUGUAGACUCUUGUUCGAAAGUGGCCACAUUGAAGGGACACACAUUAGCGGUGUUUUCAUGCGGAUUCAGCAAUACCGGCACCGGCAAGUACGUCGUUUCGGGUAGCGAUGAUCACCUUGUAAAAAUUUGGGAUUGGGAGGAACGCAAAGAGGUGCGAACCCUAGUUGGGCAUGUCGGAACGGUUUGGUCCGUGAAGUUUUCCAAUAAUGAUGCCUACAUUAUCAGUACUUCCAUGGAUCACGAGCUGAAACUGUGGGUUGCUAAUACUGGAGCCUGCAUUCGUACCUUGGCCGCUCACAAGGCUCCGAUUCAUCAUGCUAUCUUUUCUGAAGAUGACAAAUACAUAUUUUCAUGUGCGCGGGACUGUGUGAUCAAGGCGUGGCGUGUCGAUAAUGGUGAGCAUGUUGCAACAGUUACGGGGCACCUUAAUACAGUAUAUCACAUUGAUAUCAAGGGUAAUAAAAUGCUUACUGCCUCUCUGGACAACACAUUGAAGCUGUGGACUAUCACAGAGAAGAGAUAA
Molecule: messenger RNA, 1989 nt
Organism: Phytomonas sp. EM1
Lineage: Eukaryota; Euglenozoa; Kinetoplastea; Trypanosomatida; Trypanosomatidae
Source: the annotation of a GenBank genome assembly